Molecule: messenger RNA, 1434 nt
Organism: Saxophila tyrrhenica
Lineage: Eukaryota; Fungi; Ascomycota; Dothideomycetes; Mycosphaerellales; Extremaceae
Gene: SLU7
Product: mRNA splicing protein
Exons: 1
Coding region: 1-1434 (477 amino acids)
Biological process (GO): mRNA splicing, via spliceosome
Cellular component (GO): spliceosomal complex
Molecular function (GO): pre-mRNA 3'-splice site binding
Source: RefSeq, a predicted model, not a curated record
AUGCGCCAACCACCAAAGAAGGAAGAGCCCAAAUCAAACGAGCGGAACGAGUACAUCCCCUCUUUCAUCGCCAAGAAGCCGUUCUACAUUGACGGAGAUGAGAAAGACUAUCUCGAGCAUCAACGUCUGCAGUCGGAGAAGAACAGCGACCCUCUCGGCACCUCAAAAUGGUACGAUCGCGGCAAGAAGGUCGCGCCCGCUGCGACAAAGUAUCGCAAGGGUGCUUGCGAGAACUGCGGGAGCAUGAGCCACAAGGAGAAGGACUGUUUGCAGCGGAAGCGGAAGAAGGGUGCGCGCUGGACCGGCAGGGAUAUUGCGGCGGAUGAGGCGGUGCAGGACGUCAACCUGGGCUGGGACGCGAAGAGGGAUCGGUGGAAUGGGUUCGAGGCGGGCGAGUAUGGAGAAGUGGUGGAGGAUUACAGGGCCAUGGAGGAGAUGAAGAAGCAGGCGGUGGCGGGCGAGGAGGAUGACGCCGAGGGAGAGGAGAAUGUAGACGGAGACAAGUACGAGGCAGAGACGGAUAUGGGGAGGAAGCAGGCUACGUCUACCCGCAACUUGCGAUUACGAGAAGACACGGCCAAGUACUUGCUCAACCUGGACCUUGAGAGCGCUAAGUACGACCCAAAGACCCGGAGCAUGCUAGACCCAGACACUUCGACCAACGAAUUGAUAGCCGAAGAUGGCUUCCAGAAGGCUUCCGGCGAUGCAGCCGAAUUCGAGCGGGCAUCACGGCACGCAUGGGAGACGCAAGAACGCGGCGACAAGGACAAGAUUCAUCUCCAAGCCAACCCCACUGAAGCUGUGUUACUCCGCAAACGCAAGGCAGACGAGGAUUUGGUGAAGAAGGAGUCGCAAAAGAAGGCCUUGCUUGACAAGUACGGCAGCCAAGACACUGUUGCGAAGAAGAACGCUCUUGCUUCGGCGGGCGUCACGAGUAACGAGCAGUACGUUGAGUACGACGAGCGCGGCAGGAUCAAGGGCGCACUGGAGAAGAAGGAGAAGAGCAUGUACGCGGAAGACGUGCUCAUCAACAACCAUACCUCCGUUUGGGGGAGCUGGUGGCAAGACUUCAAGUGGGGUUACGCGUGCUGUCACAGCGUUGUCAAGAAUAGCUUCUGCACUGGUGAUGAGGGACUGCGAGCUGCGGAAGAGGCUGAGCGCUUUUCGAAGGGCCUGACUCUACCCACUGCUGGAGAAGCGGAUAAUGCUACGGAGGUCCCGAGGACCAUCGCGGAGGCGAGCGAGGAGCGAGAUGAAGAGCACGUGCCGAAUGGUGUUGAUAGACCGGAGAAGCAGAGCAUGGAUGAGAGCCGGCGGCGGCUGGAGGAGUUGAAGGCUGGUGUGACAGAAGCAGAGAUGGAGAAGUAUCGGAAGGAGAAGACUAGCAAGGCUGAUCCGAUGGCAGCGAUGCUAGGGAAAGAUGAGUUGCUUUAG